AUGAAACGUUUUAUUCGCGGUAAGCCAACUUCCAUCAAUUCGGCCAGCCUGUCUGUCACCCACUUCCUACUAGGAAUUUCGUCCACAACAGUUGAAACAAGCAUCAUAUGCAUCAGUUUACUAGCACCUCAGAAUAAAGGAAAUUGGAAAACCUAA
Chondrus crispus (carragheen) is the source of this 156-nucleotide messenger RNA. RefSeq lists its product as hypothetical. The transcript has a single exon. The coding region runs from base 1 to 156 and encodes 51 amino acids. NCBI's taxonomy places the organism in Eukaryota, Rhodophyta, Florideophyceae, Gigartinales, Gigartinaceae. The record is from RefSeq and is a predicted model, not a curated record.